This is a messenger RNA of Euleptes europaea (tarantolino), 1602 nucleotides long. RefSeq names its product septin 2 (gene SEPTIN2). Gene Ontology annotation, biological process: cytoskeleton-dependent cytokinesis; regulation of exocytosis; cilium assembly. Gene Ontology annotation, molecular function: GTP binding; GTPase activity; molecular adaptor activity. Lineage: Eukaryota; Metazoa; Chordata; Lepidosauria; Squamata; Sphaerodactylidae. The coding region runs from base 1 to 1602 and encodes 533 amino acids. Gene Ontology annotation, cellular component: septin complex; cell division site; microtubule cytoskeleton. The record is from RefSeq and is a predicted model, not a curated record. The transcript is spliced from 12 exons.
AUGGUUAUGCUUAUUUGCCGUGUAUCUGUGGAUAUGCUCGGAGCACCUGUUUCUUUGCCCGCUCCCUCCUUGUUGCUUACUCUUGUCUGCCCCGCCGUUGUUCCCCAUGCCCCUUUGGUCGUCAGAACCCGGGAUACUAAGGGGGAAUAUGAAAAAGGGGAGCGAGGAGGAGUGGACCGAAUCUGGCCCGGGCAGAUCCAGAGGAACGUUUUAAAACUCGGCAGUGUCCCCGACGGGCGCCCGGGUCAGCGUUUUGAGGUAAAAGUGCUACAUUUGGGGUUUCAACAAAAUGGUUGGUGGGGGAAACGGUUAAGAAGCUGGUCUUUCCGAUACGAAGGCGUGGAGGGGCAUUCCGUCAGCCUCCCCGCUAGGCGAGACCGUUUUCAAGCGCUCAUCACUUGGCUUCUCCUCGACGCAGCGGCCUGGUGCGGGCAACGUGAAGAAAAAAAUAGCCUUCCUGGGAAGCAUCGAACAGCUGUAUUCGCGCUAUACUGUGACAGAGUUCCGGUUGGGAACGAGUCUCAACAGCCUGCUCAGUUUCCCAAUCCAGAAACACCUGGUUAUGUUGGAUUUGCAAACCUUCCCAACCAGGUUCAUCGGAAAUCUGUGAAAAAAGGCUUUGAGUUCACCCUUAUGGUGGUUGGUGAAUCUGGACUGGGAAAAUCUACUCUGAUUAACAGCCUGUUCUUAACAGAUCUCUAUCCAGAAAGGAUAAUCCCAGGAGCAGCUGAGAAAAUUGAAAGGACUGUACAGAUUGAAGCUUCAACUGUAGAAAUUGAAGAAAGGGGGGUAAAGCUCCGGCUGACUGUUGUGGACACACCAGGAUAUGGCGAUGCUAUCAAUUGUCGAGACUGUUUUAAGACUAUAAUUUCCUAUAUUGAUGAGCAAUUUGAACGCUAUCUUCAUGAUGAGAGUGGUUUGAACAGACGGCAUAUUGUAGAUAACAGAGUUCACUGCUGUUUCUAUUUCAUUUCACCGUUUGGACAUGGUCUCAAGCCCUUGGAUGUUGAGUUCAUGAAAGCCAUACACAACAAAGUGAAUAUUGUACCUGUAAUUGCAAAAGCUGAUACUCUUACUCUGAAGGAGCGGGAGAGGCUGAAGAAAAGGAUUCUGGAUGAAAUUGAAGAACAUAGCAUCAAGAUUUAUCACUUGCCAGAUGCAGAAUCCGAUGAAGAUGAAGACUUUAAAGAACAGACUAGACAUCUGAAGGCCAGCAUUCCAUUUUGUGUAGUGGGAUCCAAUCAACUUAUUGAAGCUAAAGGUAAAAAAGUCAGAGGUCGUCUCUAUCCAUGGGGAGUUGUUGAAGUGGAGAACCCAGAGCACAAUGACUUCCUGAAAUUAAGAACCAUGCUAAUCACCCACAUGCAAGAUCUCCAGGAAGUAACUCAAGACCUUCACUAUGAAAACUUCCGUUCUGAAAGACUUAAGAAAGGUGGCAGGAAGGUAGAAGAUGAGGAAGUGAACAAAGACCAAAUCUUGCUGGAAAAGGAAGCCGAACUCCGCCGAAUGCAUGAGAUGAUUGCAAGGAUGCAGGCUCAGAUGCAAAUGCAUAGACAAGGAGGUGAAGGAGACACUGGAAUGCUCCAUGGGCACAAAGUCUAA